AUGAUCUUCUGGUUUUCCGGCACCGGAAAUGCGCGACCCUUCGACCACCCUCGAGAAGAGUGUGGCGUUGUGGGCGUGUAUUCGCCCGGCGGCCGUUCGGCUCCGACCACGGCGAUAGGACUUUUCGCGCUGCAGCACCGAGGGCAGGAAUCGGCCGGGGUUGCCGUUUCAGACGAAGGCUCCCUGCGGGUACAUACCGGGAUGGGCCUGGUGUCCGAAGCCUUCUCCGACGUAGACCUGGACGAUAUGCCCGGCGAACUCAGCAUCGGGCACACGCGCUAUUCGACCACGGGCUCGAGCGACGCCCGCAACGCGCAACCCCUGAAGGUGGACGGAUUGAAUGGUCCGCUGGUGGUGGCCCACAACGGCAACAUCAUCAAUGCCGUUCAAUUGCGCGAACAGGCAGAGAAUCGCUGGGGUUGCGAGUUUGCAACUACCACCGACACAGAAGUGGUGGCGCACCUGUUGGCCAACGCCCCGGGCGCGACGUGGGCGGAGCGGCUGUUUUACGGUAUGCGCAUCAUGCAGGGCGCAUUCUCACUGUCCAUCCUUACGCCAGACUCGCUGAUCGCGGCCCGCGAUCCACUGGGCAUCCGGCCGUUGUGUCUCGGCCGUCUCGAAGACGGUUGGGUGGUGGCCUCAGAAACGUGCGCUCUGGAUCACAUGCAGGCCGAAUUCGUACGCGAACUGGAACCCGGCGAGGUCCUGGUUGUCGAUCAUAGUGGGAUCACCUCCGAGGUUUUCAGUGGAUCCGCCCGCCGCGGUCGCGCCCUUUGCGUUUUCGAGUGGAUUUACUUCGCUCGCCCGGAUAGCAUCAUGGACGGCCAAUUGAUGCACAGCGCCCGUGAAGAGAUGGGAGCGCGGUUGGCGAAAGAACACCCCGCGGAAGCUGAUCUGGUGAUCGGGAUACCGGAUUCUUCUACGUCGGCGGCGGUGGGAUAUUCCCGUGAGUCGGGUAUACCUUUUGCCAACGGGCUGGUGCGUAACCGCUACGUGGGUCGCACGUUCAUCGAGCCCGAGCAACAGCGGCGGGACCGUGGCGUCCGCCAAAAGUUCAACCCCAUGCCGUCCAUAUUGCGCGGCAAACGGCUGGUGGUGGUCGACGAUAGCAUCGUGAGGGGCACGACGACUCCGCAUGUGGUGGAGCUGCUCCGCCGGGCCGGCGCCAGCGAGGUGCAUUUGCGGGUUUGUGCGCCCCCGAUCAGGCACCCCUGCUAUUUGGGCGUGGAUAUGGCGACCCGGGAUGAGUUGAUCGCGGCCAAACACAGCAUCGACGAGAUUCGCCAAAUCACCGGCGCGGACAGCCUUGGGUAUUUGAGCGUCGACGGUUUGCUAGGUCUGGUGCGAGGUCAACAGGGGGGGUUCUGCGACGCCUGCUUCACGGGGAACUAUCCGGUUCCGGUGCAACUGGAUCUGGGGAAAAUGUCGCUGGACCGCACCGGUUCCUGA
Messenger RNA from Geodia barretti, 1449 nucleotides. Lineage: Eukaryota; Metazoa; Porifera; Demospongiae; Tetractinellida; Geodiidae. The record is from the annotation of a GenBank genome assembly.